UCAUUGCAGGCACAGGGAAAUAUGAUGGUCCCUGUCCUCAUGGAGCUUGCCUUCUGGUGAGGAAGGCAGAAAACAAACUGAUAAACACAUGCGAAUUUCCGAUGGUGCCAAGUGCUGUGGAGGAAAUGAAACAGAGCAAUGAGAGAUCUUAUGUGGGAAGAAUAUUUUAACUAGGAGGAUCUAAGAAACCUUUCCUGAGAAGGUGACAUUGGAGCAGAGGCUUAACUGCCAAAGAGCCAGCUUGUGGAGACCUGGGGAAAGACUGAGGAAUUCAGAUGCAGAGGACAGCGGGUGCAAAGGCCCUGAGGUGAGGAAACAGGCACAGAGACUAUAAGGAACCUCAUCAAGAUCACAAAGCUAAUAGGCACUCCUGGCUUCAGGAAUCCUUCAGUGGUUCCUGUUUGCUUCGUGGAUAAAGCCUUCAUAUGGAGACAAGAACUCACAUGGCUUAACUCAUUGUGGAGGACAUUGCUUUUGUGUUGGCCAGUCAACAUCCCAGUUUGCUUUGGAAAGUUAUCUCUCCCCUGACCUACAGAGAAACAGCUCCUUGAUCUCACCUGACAAUGGAAUUUAGAAAGUCACCAGAUGGUGGAUGGGGCUGGGUGAUUGUGCUUGUCUCCUUUUUCACUCAGUUUCUGUGUUACGGAUCUCCGUUAGCCGUUGGAGUCUUGUACAUAGAAUGGCUGGACACCUUUGGUGAAGGGAAAGGAAAAACAGCCUGGGUUGGAUCCCUUGCAAGUGGAGUUGGCUUGCUUGCAAGUCCUGUCUGCAGCCUCUGUGUUUCUUCAUUUGGAGCAAGACCAGUGACGAUCUUCAGUGGCUUUAUGGUAGCCGGAGGCCUGAUGUUGAGCAGUUUUGCUCCCAAUAUCUACUUUCUGUUUUUUUCCUAUGGCAUUGUAGUAGGUCUCGGAUGUGGUUUAUUAUACACUGCAACAGUGACCAUUACAUGCCAGUAUUUUGACAGCCACCGAGGCCUUGCCCUUGGCCUGAUUUCAACAGGUUCAAGUGUUGGACUUUUUAUAUAUGCUGCUCUGCAGAGGUUGCUGAUUGAGUUCUAUGGACUGGAUGGAUGCCUGCUGAUUGUGGGUGCUUUAGCUUUAAAUAUAUUAGCCUGUGGCAGUCUGAUGCGACCCCUCCAGUCCUCUGAUUGCCCUUUGCCUGAAAAAACAGCUCUGGAAAAUGUACCAGAUAGAUACUCCAUUUACAAUGAAAAAGAAAAGAGCCCGGAAGAAAACAUAAAUAUUCUUGAAAAGAACUACAGUAGUGAGGAAAUAGGCAAAAGCACUUUAGCCAAUGGUGACUGGAAACAGGAGAGUCUGCUUCAUAAAAACCCAGCAACAAUGGCACGCAUGAAAGAGACUGAAACAUACAAAAAGAAAGUUGCAGAACAGACCUAUUUUUGCAAACAGCUUGCCAAGAGGAAGUGGCAAUUAUAUAAAAACUACUGUGGAGAAACUGCGUCUCUUUUUAAAAACAAAGUAUUUUCAGCACUUUUCAUUGCUAUCUUUCUUUUUGACAUUGGAGGGUUUCCACCUUCAUUACUUAUGGAAGAUGUAGCAAGAAGUUCAAACGUGAAAGAAGAAGAGUCGAUUAUGCCUCUUAUUUCCAUUAUCGGCAUUAUGACAGCAGUUGGUAAACUCCUUUUAGGGAUACUGGCUGACUUCAAGUGGAUUAAUACUUUGUAUCUUUAUAUAACUACCUUAAUAAUCAUGGGCCUGGCCUUAUGUGCAAUUCCAUUGGCCAAAAGUUAUGUCACCUUGGCAAUACUUUCUGGGAUCCUAGGUUUUCUUACUGGUAACUGGUCUAUUUUCCCAUAUGUGACCACAAAGACUGUGGGAAUUGAAAAGUUAGCCCAUGCUUAUGGGAUAUUAAUGUUCUUUGCUGGACUUGGAAAUAGUCUUGGACCACCAAUUGUUGGUUGGUUUUAUGACUGGACCCAGACCUAUGACAUUGCCUUUUAUUUUAGUGGCUUCUGCGUCCUGCUGGGAGGUUUUAUUCUGCUGCUGGCAGCCUUGCCCUUCUGGAAUACAUGCAACAAGCAACUUCCCAGGCCAGCUCCAACGGCCUUUUUGUACAAAGUUGCCUCUAAUGUUUAGAGGAAUAUUGGAAGACACUCUACUGUUUUCCUAUAGCACAAUUUCACUGUGGCUGACUUUGAAUUUUUUUAAAAAGACAUAUCUUAUUUUCUUAUCUAUUAUAUGUAUAGCCUCUAUCUCCUUUCUUUUUUUCUUUUUUCCUUUUCCGAGAAGCAGGAUUCUUCUGUUUUACUAUUAUUCAUGAUUUUUGACUUUGUGAACAUCUCAGCCAGCCUCAGAAGACUUUCUCUGUGCAAAGAAAUAGAAUUUCUCUGCAGACUCUAUUAGUUGCAUUGCAAGACACCAGAGGGGACUCAUCUAUUUUAAAACUGAUGCAAGCAGCAUGAUAUGUGUGAAGGCCAUGAAGGACUAACUCUUCUCUGUGUUAGACUAGCUAGUAAAUAGAAUACUUCAAGCCAGCCAGGAAAUGAAAAUGGUUACUAAAAUAGCAUUAAGAAUUGCCAUGGAGCAAGCUGAUCAUUUUUUAAAACAGAUAUUUUAAAUCAUAGUCACUAGUUCAUUAUUCUAUUUUGUUUACCUUGAUGAAGCACCCUAUGUUUGGUGCCCACUGAGAUUAAAUCAUUUCAAUUCCUAAGGCAUUUUUUGCUGAGAUGCAGGCAAUCUCCAAGCAGAGUAGCCUCUGUAGCCUUUCUUCAUGGUUGGCUGGCAUAACCUGCUCACUUUUGUCUGUCAGCAUCUACUCAGUUGCUAUUUCCAUGAAGUGCUGGUUUUACCUGUUUCCAAAUUGGAAAUGCAUAUUUAAACCAUUCCAUUUUGGCAAAUGGGAAACAUCCAUUUGCUUUGGCCACAGUGGGGAUGAAUUAUAAGCCUUGCAUACCUUCAUGAUGAAGAAUUUACUUGCUACUAUCAGAUUUUUUUACCACUAUCAAUUUUAAUUCAAGGGCAGAACUAAAAAGUUUGCGUGUGUGUCUAUGUGGGACAUGGCAAGGGAAAGAGCAAUAAGAAAUUUAUAACCUGAUCAAAUUUUAUUCAAUCAUAAGAAAAAUAUUCCAGGAAGAAAAUCAAAGUUUAAUCAGUUGACAUUUUUCCAAAGAAAUGUUUUUUAAACUGUUAGCAUCAGAAUCCUCUAGGUCUUAUGAAACAUAUAGUUGCCUGAGUACUACUACUCUUAGAAAUUUUAAUUCUGUAGGUCUAGGCUAUGAGCCAAGUAUCUAUAUGUUUAAUAAACUCUUCAAGUGAUUCUGAUAGCACAGCCAGCGUUGAGAAUGAUUGUUUUAAGACUGGCAAUAGAGAAACAUUUGUUCUCUUCACUGAAAAACACAAGAACAAUAAGGGUUUUGUCUUUUUUUU
Manis pentadactyla (Chinese pangolin) is the source of this 3386-nucleotide messenger RNA. RefSeq names its product solute carrier family 16 member 9 (gene SLC16A9). Gene Ontology annotation, molecular function: monocarboxylic acid transmembrane transporter activity. Gene Ontology annotation, biological process: transmembrane transport; monocarboxylic acid transport. Bases 564 to 2096 code for a protein of 510 amino acids. The transcript is spliced from 8 exons. The record is from RefSeq and is a predicted model, not a curated record. Lineage: Eukaryota; Metazoa; Chordata; Mammalia; Pholidota; Manidae.